Pantherophis guttatus is the source of this 2901-nucleotide messenger RNA. Lineage: Eukaryota; Metazoa; Chordata; Lepidosauria; Squamata; Colubridae. The record is from RefSeq and is a predicted model, not a curated record.
GAGGGGGAUCCUCGAGGAAGAAGCGCUUCCCUCCUUCUUUGCUGGGCUGUCAAAGGAGGAAAGGACCCCUUUGGCAGGUUGGAGCCAUGGCGAAAGGCCGGCGGAAGAUGCCCCAGCCCAAGCCGGGGAGGGCGGAGGCGGCGGACCAGGGCCCCGGCGGAGACAAGCGGGAGCCGGCCCGGCUCAGGAUGAACGGGGAGAACAUCUUCACUUGUCAAGCCAAAAUCUACAGCUACGUGAAUCCCAGUAAAAUUCCCACCUCUCGGCCCCCGCUUCAAGAGGAAAACUCCACCACGCCCCCCGAGACGAAAGGCCAAAUCUGCAAACUUGAAACUUGCCAAAAACUGGAAGGUAAGAAUAAAUCUUCUCUCCUGGGAACCGAGUACCGGUGGGUGACUCGACCUCCAGCGUUGCAAAAUCCGACAGCCAGACCUGCAAAGCCACCGAAUGUGAAUCUCCAGCGUCUCCUUCCAGCCCGAAUCCCGAACCGACGGAAACUCAGAAACUCCCGCCAGCCAAAUCAGGCGUGGUCCCCAGCCAAAAACAGGCCCCGAACAAGGGAGGCAAAAAACCUGCAUCCCGAAGGAAGUGAGUCCAACGUUUCAAGAGAGGCCAAGGGAAAACACCCCCCAAACCGAAAGGUAACAGACUAUUAUCCGGUUAGAAGAAGUUCCAGAAAGAAUAAAAAAGAAUUACAGACGGAGGAGAAGAAACGGAUAGAUGAGUUAAUCAAGAGUGGGAAAGAAGACGGGAUGAAGAUCGAUUUUAUUGACGGCAAAGGCCGGGGCGUCAUUGCAACCAGGCAUUUUAACAGGGGUGAAUUUGUGGUCGAAUAUCAUGGAGACCUCAUUGAAAUUACGGACGCAAAGAAACGAGAAGCGGCUUACGCCCAGGACCCAUCCACGGGCUGUUAUAUGUACUAUUUCCAAUACUUGAGUAAGACUUUCUGCGUCGAUGCCACGAAAGAGACAAACCGCCUGGGACGUUUGGUCAAUCACAGCAAGUGUGGGAACUGUCAGACGAAGCUCCACGACAUCAGUGGCGUCCCCCACCUCAUCCUGGUGGCCUCCCGGGACAUCAAAGCUGGCGAGGAGUUGCUGUAUGAUUAUGGGGACCGGAGCAAAGCUUCUUUGGAGGCCCAUCCCUGGUUGAAACACUAAAGGGCAUCCCUUGCACGAGAAGUUCCCUGCUUCGAUUCGUUCUUCCCGUCUGCAUGGAAAUCUCUGAAGCAUUCAGAUUUCUGCACUCGACAGAUAUAUAUACAUAUAUAUUUUACAAAUGCAACACUUAAAUCUUGAAACUUGAUCGAAGAUGAUGAUGGGGCCUGUUCAAGAAAGGGCGAAGAAUGAAUUUUGUGAAGGAAGCCUGGUUUCCCCCCCACUUUUCUUAGCCAGGCACCGGUCAAAGCUGACAACAUUUGAAGGACCGUCUAGCUUUCCUUAGAGGGAUUUGGGCCCCUUUUAUCCAGGAUUAUCACCUCCGCUUUGCGGGCUGGAGAUUUUGGGGUGAUCUGUGCCUCAAAAGCUGAGGGGAGAGAAGAUCAUGUUUCUGCUAAACGGACAGGAGAUGGAGAACUGUGGCUCAGGAGAGCAGUUGGAAGAACCAAAAAAAAUCCCAAAAACCUGUGGUCUUUUCAAAGCAGCCCGUUUGCAACCUUUUUUUAAAAAAAGGGGGAAGAAAAUUGGAAACCAGUUUUAACUCAGCUGAGAAUCACUGGACGUGUCGUCAGGAAGGAACUAUACAGAGGUUGCAAUGCGAAGACCAGGGUCGACUUGUUCCUUCAAAGAACCCAGUACCCCAUGUGACUGAGGGAUCUGGUUGCGGGCUGACUGCCAUUUUUAUCUCUUUUUUUUUUUUUGCUGUCGUGAGCCAUCCAAAAAAUUGCUGUUGGCGAGCGGAGGAAGGAAGCGAACGGAGCCAGGGAAGGCGACAGGCUCUAAACGGCCUACUCGCUUUUGCAAUUUCCUCAGCUGGGAGAAGAGGCCCAACUGUUUGAACAUCGUUGUUUGAUCCUCGGUGCUUUCUGGCACCCCAAAAACUCUUCUUCCACCACCCCCUCCAGUUUUGCAAAGUAGAUUGCUGGGUAGGGCUUGAGAAACUCGUUGGUCAGCUCUGGGUGGCAACGCAACAUCGGAAAACCAGCCAGAGGAGUUAUUGAGCUGUGCUCUGUAUUUGCUCCCUUCUCUCUCUCUCUCUCUCUUUCCUUUUGGGAAUGGAAGGAGGGGGGGAAAGGGCUUUUAAUGGAAUUUGGGGCUCGUCCUUAAACAGGCUUUUAGCAAACCAAGCAUUUUAGGAUGAAAUCACUUCCCGCAUCAAACUAUUUGGAUGGAGGUUUCUCGAACUCGGCGUUCCCCGACGUGUAGAAACGGGCCAAGUGGAUCAGAGCGAACGGAAUGGAUUUUUUCCCAGAAAGAGUGGCAUUGGGACUACAUUUCCCAGAAUUCUUAGCUCUCAUCCCUGGGGAAGGGUUGGGGGCUAGGUGAAGGCUGCAAUAAAGCACUUUGGUGGUGAUGGGCGGGAGAGAAUUGUGAAAUGCAUAAGGAUCAGGAGGCGGAAUCGAGAAACAUGUUUUCCGAGUUUUACUUUCUGCCUGAAAUUCACCAUUUAUUCCUCCCUGUGCACCCCGCCUGGUGCUCUCCAGACAGAUGGGGAUGACACACCUGGCUGGAAAUCCUGGGAAAUGUAGUCCCAGCUGAGCGUCACACACUCUUGCAGGGCGAGAGCGAGCGAGCACCAUUUUCAAUAAAAGCUCCGAUCUGCUGGUGCUACAAAAAUUGGGGACCUAAGGGCGAUGAUGUGGGAGUGUUUUUUUUAAAGAAAUGAUGAAAAAGGAGUGAUCUGAAGAAAAAUUAUUUCUCUCUGCAAGAAUAUAAAUAAAGUGAACUAUUUAUUAAAAGCAAA